This is a messenger RNA of Neurospora tetraspora, 2893 nucleotides long. RefSeq lists its product as uncharacterized. The coding region runs from base 1 to 2589 and encodes 862 amino acids. The transcript has 5 exons. The record is from RefSeq and is a predicted model, not a curated record. NCBI's taxonomy places the organism in Eukaryota, Fungi, Ascomycota, Sordariomycetes, Sordariales, Sordariaceae.
AUGUGGAUCGAAGGACUGCUCAACAGAAAUACCGGCAGUCUCUCAUCAUCCUCGCACUCUCACUCGUCAAUCGAGCAGAUCCAGCCAAACCCCAUGGAAGUCAACAAAGAUUCUCCAGAACCAAUUACCAUUGAUGAAAACAUUGUCCUCAAGGAGCUUUCCAUCCACAAAUGCUUCCGCUUGCCGGCUCAUGCGCCUGGCGUCGAGGUUACAGAUCUCCCCAACUUUGACGAUGUCACUCCGUACGGGGCAACAGACGAAGUACAGCAGCAACUGUGGGAACUCGAGACAAAGAGACUUGUCAAGGCUGUCACUGAACGAGAGCCUUUACGGUUUCGAGGUUCCAUGGAUCUGGCCAUCGACUCAAAAGAGGCAUAUGCCAUCCUUGCCAGUCUUGCAGACAGGGCCCUGACUAUCAUCUCUCACGACGGCGAGUCCAUAUCACUCUUCAGCAAGACAAAGUGGCGGGAUUCCCAAAUAUCAUUAGGAUAUAUGUGCGAUAAGGAGGACGACCGAGAUGCUGGCGAAAGACGGCCAGAGGAAGCAGCUAAGGGGAACACUGAAGACUUCUUCCGCUUCGUGGACUACUGCACCGCUAUCACGGCUCGUUUCCUUUGCUCGGCCACCGAGGGUACCUCCGUUCACGUCAAUAUCCUCGCACACAUGGCAAAAAUCACGACGAAGAUCAAAGUUGUAGCAGCCGAUUUCAAGAGACAUGCACAGGUGUCACUCGACAAUGGAGUCUCAGAACGGCAAAUUGCAAUACCCGAUGAACACGGAGUUCGCGGAUUGAACAAGGCGGUAAAUUUGCCAACCAUGAGCAUGGCCGCUGGCAAAGCACCAGGGCAAAAGCCGACUCGUGAAACUGCUGAUAGCUCAGAGGAAUUCGCAGAUGCGUAUAUGGAUCGUUUGAUUGAGAGUCUGGAGUCCCGAACUCUAGAUCGCAUGGCACCUCUUGAGACGGCGACAAAGAAAAAGGCACUUCGCAUAAUAUACUAUCAAAGAUGUGAUAGCUACCGAUGCGGUCUUGUCGGAAUGCUGGAAGGGUUCUUGGUCCAUCUCAGAGGGACUAGCAAGUUGACACAAACAUUUUCGACGUCCUAUGAGAUCAGUGGGAUGGUCUACGAAACUGGCUUUGAACGUUUUCGGACACUUGUAUUCCAAGACGAGGAGCACAACUUCAACGGAACUUCCGACGCGCUCAAUGUGAAUUAUGCUCGGAAUGGCUUUCACCUUCUCAACCAAACCCUCGAAAAAAUGCAGGCGGAGAUGAUGCCAGAAAUAAACACACCGGAUGAACACGAUGCAGUUUCGAUCGGGACCGCGAUAUCAUGGAACUAUACGCCUGACAGCCCUAACACGGGCCCCAAGAGCCCCAGCACACAAGCCAGACAUAUCGUCAAACUCAGGUCUAUGUCCGACACUAUUACCGUACUCGUCCCGCUGUUACUCGCAAACCCAUCCAGGGCAUGCUCCGUGUCCAACUUCUUCAACAGGAUAACCUUCGUACAACACCUGAGACUCCACUCACAACUGACAGAGGAAGAUCGGAACGUUCCGUUCAAGCCCUACACUUACCCCGAUUAUACAGCCUAUUUUUCUCUUUCGACGGAGGAGUAUCGUGUUGAACAGUGCUCCCGUCCCCUUGAUGGACCGAAGUCGCUCUCCAACGCCCUGAUGCGCCGCAACAAUCUCCAUAGAGGGGAUGGCAUCACAGCGCUUCCACGAGUAAGCAGCAAUGCUUGCAGUACGCCGGAUCUUCGAAACACAGGAUCUUUGACAUCUCGCAUGGCCGAUCAAAGUGCGCUUGAAAGGAUUGAGUCUCGCCGGCAAGAGCUCGACCGCGUGGGAAACAUGAUGAAGUCCUGGGUUUUUGAGGAGAAUGGAGUCAUGGUUACGUGCAAAGCGUACGUGGCUUUGACAAUGCUCUUCUGCGCUGUUCUUGUUGGAGGCGGGAUAGCCGUCGGGGCAACAGUCGGCACAAGAAUCACUGCGGUUGAUCCGUUCAACGUCACGAUGUACUGCUGGGUGUUGGCAGCGUUUGUGCUACUCGUGGCAAAAAGUGUUCGGGUCCAUGACUGGCCUUGGAACGACUUCCUCCAUUGGCGAGUCCUGUGCAGGAGCGUCUCCGAACUAUCCUCAGUGACGGGGAUUGAUGACCAGCUCAUCCUGGCGAAGUUGUUACAAGACGAAGCCGUUUCCUGCCUUGAUACCAGAGGACCGUUCAAUACGGUAUUCUGCCGGAGGUCCGGUGGCGGUGACGGCUUCUCGAUAGAUCGCCCCAUUGGCAUGUGGGCGAUGCUUGUCAGCGGGUUGAUCAUGAUUGAGGUUGAGUCCAUGAACGGUCGGGGGUUGGUCUGUCUAGACCUCCGCAGAGGGACGAGGGGUGCAGUCAUCAAAUGCUGUGAUCCGGAAGACCGGCCAUCGUAUAUCUACUGCAACCGCAUACCAGAACGCAAAUGCAAGGAACGCGAGGCACAGGGCGAGCAGGGCCACGGAAACCCGUGCAAACUCGUUCUGAACUGUGGGGAUAUCCUCUGGAUGCGAGCCUUGGGGUUCUAUUCUAACAAGGAUGCAUUGUUCAUCUAAUCAACCAUCCCUAGAUUGCCUCUUGCCUGGAGGGGAGAUACCUAGUAUGAGAGCGGAAGUUCAAGUAUGAGGCCAGCUGGGUGAGCAAUGUUACAGUACUCAUUACUUACCUUCCUUUUUGCUGUAGAUUGAAGAAAUCAUUCCCUCCCUCCACCCAACUACCUACCAAGCGUUCCACAUCCCACAAAAAGUCGUCCACAUCCCCCUUGAUAUGCCACGCCUCAUUAUACGCACAACUCAAACACAACACCCCAUCAAACUUCCCCAAAAACACCCCCAACCCAUUCGUCAGUUCCUCCCCCGU